Messenger RNA from Sarcophilus harrisii (Tasmanian devil), 6813 nucleotides. It is a transcript of the gene ST3GAL5, whose product is annotated as ST3 beta-galactoside alpha-2,3-sialyltransferase 5. Lineage: Eukaryota; Metazoa; Chordata; Mammalia; Dasyuromorphia; Dasyuridae. The record is from RefSeq and is a predicted model, not a curated record. The transcript is spliced from 7 exons. Gene Ontology annotation, molecular function: lactosylceramide alpha-2,3-sialyltransferase activity. Bases 254 to 1423 code for a protein of 389 amino acids.
AGAGGCAGAAGAAAGACAAAAAGAGACAGACAGAGACACAGCACCAUUCCGUUGUGUUCUCAGAGCCAGGUUUACAUCUGUGGCUAAAAAAUUCUGCACGGCCAGUCCAUCCUUCUCUUCAUUAUUAACAGAGAUGUAGAGCCUCAAAGACCUGACCAUUUUUAACAGUCGAAGUUUAAUUUGCUGCUGCGGAUGGGGAAACUGAAGCUCUGAAUAACUUGUGCGGGUCCCAGAGAUACUCAGAAUCUGAGCAAUGCCAAAUGAAUAUAGCUACAUGAAACUGAAGAGUGAUUGCCCUCCUUCUCUGCCAUGGUAUGCCCAACCUCCAAAAAAAAUGAGAAGACCCAGCCUGUUAUUAAAAGGCAUUCUCAAAUGUUUGCUACUUGUGUUUGGAGUGUGGAUCCUCUAUAUCCUCAAAUUAAGUUACAGUGCUGAAGAAUGUGACAUGAAAAGAGUGCAUUAUGUGGAUCCUGAGCGUGUAAAGAGAGCACAGAAAUACGCUCAGCAAGUAUUGCAAGGGGAAUGUCGCCCUGGUUUUGUGAAAAAGGAGAUGGAACGAUUAUUUGAUCAGAAAUAUGAUAUGGACUCAUCCCCUUUUGUGAAAGAAAAUAUGGAAAUGAAUGAAGAUGUAUAUAAAUAUGAUCCUCCAUUUGGAUUUCGCAAGUUCUCCAGUAAAUUGCAAAAUCUUUUAAAACUUUUGCCCGAACACGAUUUGCCUGAAAACUUGAAAGCAAAACGUUGUAAACAUUGUGUUGUUAUGGGAAAUGGUGGAAUACUGAAUGGACUCGGACUGGGCCACAUAUUGAAUCAGUUUGAUAUUGUGAUAAGGUUAAACAGUGCACCAGUUCAGGGAUAUACAGAUCAUGUUGGGAAUAAAACUACUAUAAGGAUGACUUAUCCAGAGGGAGCUCCAUUGUCUGACCUCGAGUAUUAUUCUAAUGACUUGUUUGUUGCUGUUUUAUUUAAGAGCGUUGACUUCAACUGGCUUGAAGCAAUGAUAAAAAAUGAAACAGUGCCGCUUUGGGUGCGCCUGUUCUUUUGGAAGCACGUCGCUGAGAAAAUACCGCUCCAAUCAAAGCAGUUUAGGAUCCUGAACCCAGUCAUCAUCAAAAAUACUGCUAUGGACAUGCUGCAUUACCCAGAACCUCACCCAAGAAUCUGGGGCUGGAGUCAGAACGUACCCACAAUGGGCAUCGUUGCUGUUGUCCUGGCCACUCAUCUGUGUGAUGAAGUCAGUUUGGCAGGUUUUGGAUAUGAUCUCAACCAGCCCAAGACUCCUUUACACUAUUUUGACAACCUCUGCAUGGCAGCAAUGAAUGAACAAACUAUGCAUAAUCUGACAACAGAAACCAAAUUUCUGCAAAAGAUCGUGAAAGAAGGGACUGUGAAAGACCUGAGCGGAGGAAUACAUUGUGAAUUUUAAGGAAGAUGAAAAAAGUAACCUCAGGAUUUCACCUAAGAGGACAGCUUGGAACGUGACUCCGCAAACAGGUUGCUGACCGUGUUCUCCAUAUUUUUCAUUGUGUUAACAUUUUGAAAAAUAGUUGGGGAUUUUCUUAUUCUUUAAAGAAAAACCGAUUUAUUUUCUUGUGCUAUUUAUUUGAGGUCAGUGUUUGUUUUUGCACAAUAUUUGUGUAAGUUGAUUUUAAGAACUGAACUUGGAAGAUUUUUUAAAAGAGAAUUUAUGUAAUAUUGUUUUAUUCUAUUUUGGAAAAUAAUUUUCAUUUGAGAAAUUUUCUGUAUACUGCACAUAGAGGAGGGAAAAGGUGUCAAUGGUUCUCUGGUGGUUUUCACAUGCUUAUUUUCCAACUUGUUAUUUUAUGUGGUUGCAUGAAUUUGUGGAAUUCUUCCAAGGCUGUGCCGAGAAGGGCUGAGGGGCAGCGGAGCUGGGGGUGCGGUUUCACUGGGGCACAGGCCGGGAGUAGAGGGAGCAGAAAGAACCAUCCUGACCGGUGAUGGCCACAUCUCUUAGUUAUUAUAAGACGUUUUAAAACCUCUAAGUCAGAAUAAGGGAACCACACCGAGGGACCAGGACGGCUGGGACAGAAUCUCCCCAUCUUCACCUAAGUAACCAAAUAGGACAAACAACUCAGUCUUCACAGAAACAGUGGCUAUUUGGCAGCUCAGAAUGAGGGUACAAGAGACUUGGAUUAUGUUGCUGUUUAUAGAUUGUUGUUUUUCCUUUCAUUCCUGAUAAUUCACUCUCUUAAUUCAAGUUGCUCUGCUUUGUGCUUAUAAAAAAAUGUUUUUGGUUGUUAUUGUGGCUUUUGUUCAUCUAAAGCUUCUGUUAUCCAGAAUUUCCAGAGAAUAAUACAUUCCGGAUAAGAUGAUUUUUCUUUUUAGAUAGAUGAGACUUUUUCUAGGUGAUGGAGUUCUCCAAAAUAUGGUAGGUAUUUCAAGUGUGUUUUACUCUCGGAAUAGGAAUGGAAGCAGCUAGAGUCAGUAUGAAUUUACCUCAUUUCUUCUCACUGUCACCCACACAGAGACAGGGAGUGACUUCCCCACACUAUUAAAUAACAAGCCUGGCUGGUGGCCUACUGUGAAACCUUGGGGAGAUGCACUUUACUCUCUUUUGGGGCACACAUCCCCUCUCUGUCUGGGUUUGGGGGGGCCUAUAUUGUACUGAAGGACAGAGGUUCUUCUCCGCACUAACCGCCUCAGGCCACAGAGAUGCUCUGUUCUCUGCUGCCAGGGUCCCCAGCCUGCUGCCCGUUAUUGCCUCCUGCCUUCUCUCCCUUUGCUCAUAGGUUGCCUUCUUUUUUGUCUCUCUUGCUUACAGUUGCCAUGACUUCUGGGGGUUGUUUCUAUAAAGUUAUUUUUAGAGAUUUUAUCAGCCCUUUGGUACCUAAUACAGGGAUUUUCAUAGCUUCUUGAGGUUUUCACUGGAAUCUUUGAGUUUGGAUCUCUUAUUGUUUCCAUUGUUCUUAUUUAUCAAAGUCUUAAAUCUUUAAUCAGAAAUUCUUCCCUUUAAUUUUUUUUUUUUUUUACUUGAGAGUCUGGAACCAUUGUGGAUUCUUAAGAUGCUAAAAGGCUGCAAUAUCAUUAUGACAAUUUUAUGUUGUUUAUCGCACAAACACACACACACAUACCUCCUGAAACAAAACAAAACAAAAAACCCUUGCAUAUAUAAAAUGAGUUAGUUGUGAAACAACUUGAGAAUAAUUUCCUUUUCCAUAUCACUGGCUAUAUUUUGAUGGCACUAGAAAAUACAGACUAACUUAGCAGUUAUUUUUUAAAGACUAUAUAUUCAGACCCUUGAACAGGAUUGAAAAAAUGCAUUGGAGGAUAGGAUAAAAAAUAUAGUCUCUUAGUUUUUUAAAAACAGAAAUUAAGCCAAGCUCUUAACAAAGCACUUUUAGUUUUCUAAAAAUCUAGUUGUGUCGUUAAAUGACUUAUUUUUUAAAAAAUCAUUUAUUUGUGUUGUUUUAUAAGUUUAAUAUGAUACAGGUUAUGUUUGUAUGCUCAAAUCAUAUUGAUGUAAAUGACCCUAAGUCAAUUGAAAAAAAACCACUUUUUCUUAAACAAAUUGUUUGAUAUGAUAUAUUAAAUUGGUCAAAAUGUGUUCACCUGGGUUUGUAUGUGUAGGUAUACAUUCAUAUAAAAGAAUGCUGUGACAGAAUUUUGAAUCUAAUGAUAUGUUUUUAAAAACAAUUGACAAAGAAUACAUGUUUAUUUCAGUAACAUACUUGCAAUUUUUUGGCUUAUUACACAAAAACUGUUGGAUUUUCUUUGUAGGUUGCUAAUUGCUUCAGACACAUUCAAAGCAAAGGUAUGAAUAGCAAGGCUAAAGACCAGUAAAUGAUUCUCGGGAUCAUUUCUUAUUUUCAGUCUUAUCUUAUAAUUUUUUUCUUCAGUUUUCAAAAAUGAUUCCUAUAUCAAAAUAAAUAGCAUAGAGUGGAGGAAAAAUUCAUAAUUCUUGUGAUGAUUUUUGCAAGUGAAAACUCCUUGGUAUGAAGCAGGUUUUUUAGUGUAAUUAUUAUCCAGGACUGUCCAAAGGUUAGAAUAAUGAGUCUGUGCUCUCACACAUUCGUGUACACAGCUACACACUCCCCCCCCCAUGUGUACGUGCGCGCACACACACACACACACACAUACACACACAGAAAAGCCAAGUCCCCUUUAAACAAAGGGCCCUCUUGUUUGCUCCUGGUUAUUUUGACUGCUCCCCUGCCUAUGAUGAAAGGAGACUUUCUUAAGCCAUAGAGCCACGUCUAGCUCCUGGUUCCUUUUCAGUAGUGAGUUAUCCACACCUCUCGCCCUUCCUGCAGAGAGGGUGGCUACUUGAAUGUCAUGGGAAGAAUUUUAUGAGGCCACAUGAAACAAAGAUGGAUGGAUCUCAGGGCCCAGCCAGACACCAGCUUACUUACAUCUUGCUUCACAGCCGAGAUAUGACCACAGGUACAUUCACACUUACAAAGCAAGAAAAGUCACACAGGAUGCUGGUUCCUUGCAGUCCCAAACAAUGACAUAUGAUGUGUUGUACCAGACUAUAUGCACUCAUAUGCAGCUUUUCUGGACUGGAAGUCAAUGUAGGAAACCACAACGAACUCAUAGGUAAAUCAUUAGCCUUUUAAAUAUAAACCUACCCUGUUAAAGGUUAAUCUUGAUGUCCCUAAUGCUUCAGGGGCCGGUGAUUCAGCCUUCCCCUUGGAGGGAAAUUCCAGCCCUUUGGCUCCUCACGAAUCUCUGUAGCUGAAAAGCUGAUGUCCAACCAAGUAGAAAUAAGCUCUCUCCAAAUUCAGUCAGGCCUGCAGAUUGCAGGCUAAUCCCUAGCCAAAUCUGCAUCCAUAGCCUUCCCCACUCGGUUGAACCUGACAGAGUUUGUGUUUCCUCGGCACAGAAAACUUAUUUUCAUGCCUCUGUAAGGCAAAGAAGUAGAAAUGAGGUGAAAAAAUGUUUGUUUUUUUCCUUAUUUGAAUAAUAGUCAAUAUUUAUUUUAUUCACCUUAGGAAUAAUAUGGCAAACAACCAGAAAGUAAUUGCUAUACUGAAACUUCUUGAUUUUCCCAUUUUAAAACCAUCUGAUUAAAGUUAUAUUUUAAAAGAUGUUAUGUUAAGAAACUAGCAUUCUGAAAUCAUUUUCUGCUCGGAGAAAAUAUAAAGUAUUGCUUUUCUGUGUUACGAUGAGGUCUCUGAUCUGCCAAACACCAUAGUUUCUAUCCGUUCUACUCUGGGAUGAGAAUAAAGUUAUUCUGUUUUUAGACUGAAAAUAGACUGUUGAUCAAAUUGUAUAUUAAGCCACAUCACAUUGUAGCAGCAAUAGUAUUAAAUCUGUUGUUUGUUAACAAUUGGGAACUAACUUUAAAAAACUGCAAUAUAUUUCUACUCAUAUCAUCUACCUGCCUAUCUAUUUAUUUAAUAUUUCUUCAUUCUGGAGGAAACUAAUUCCAGGGAAGAUGUCAACAAGAUAGUGUGUCAUUUAAAAUCUGAAUAAGCCCUGGCAGAAAGGAUCAACCUUAACUGCCAACCAGUGUUAACUUCUACAGUCAUGUGGGAAAAGGUGCUGAGAACAGUCACCCAAGCACAACACAGUUAAAGUAAAUGAAUAGUAGUCUUAGCGGGACUGUUGGAGAUUUAGUUUAGUUUAGUUGUGGGAUUUUUAAAAUUGCCAUUGAACCUAAAUGAACGACAUAGAUUUGAACUUCCUUGAGGUCACAUAUCUUGUAUGCGUUAUGAAUACUCAGAAAAUACUUGUUCAGGUUUGAUUAUCUGCUGAGAUGGUAUAAUUGAACCUUGAUUAAAAUGGGACAUAUCAUUACUAACCUUAUCCCAUGAGCAAUAAAUAAUGAAGUCAUUUCUUCCUGAACUUUGGAAAUUCCAGUGACUUUUUAAAGGGGAAAAAUAACUGAGCAGGUUUAGUAAUGCAUCCCAUGGAAAAGACUUGUAGAUUAUAUGUGGAAUUGAUAUUUGCCCGACUUCUUAAAAGAUGUACAGAAGCUAAAAAUUAAAUAGAAAUAUGUUGCAUUGGCAUUUAGACUGUUAACUGGAAGAUUUUUUUGUACCUAAAGUUAGAUUUUUGCAUCAAAAAUAGUUGUAGUGGAAUUUAUUGUACAGUAUUUUGAAAAUAAGUCAUUGCUUGUCCGUUCAUUUUCACCAUCCUCUGUUCAUUAAUGAAAGCCCAAAAUAAGGAGCAAUCUAUUUUAGGCACCUCCCCAGGACAAAUGCAGUAAUUUGAAAAGUUAGUGGGGUAGAAAAAAGUGUCCUUGGGUUUUUUAAACAAUGUGUAAUACUGCCAAAUGGCUUGACUUGGUUUAUUUUUUUUUUUUAAGUGUACAUCCUGUAUAAUUCUAUCUACCUCACAGAAAUGUUCAGAAAAUAGGGUACUAUUGUUAAUGUGCUUUGAGAUCUCCCAUUGGAAGAUCUAUGAAAGGGCCGGUUCUAACCAUCAUUGAGCACAGCACCUGAAGCGGCCAGAAUAGCGUGACUGGCUUUGAUGGUGUUUUAGAGAAAUGUAAAAAGUCGCUCUCGUUGGCUUUGAAAAUGAUGAACAUGGAAAACAAGAUUCUAAUAAGUACAACAAGCUUAUUUGAGGACUAAAUUGAUCAGGUUAAGAGAACAGGAAGCAGGCGUGUUCAUCUGCAGAGCGAGCGAUGAGAGCGGCGUGAGAUGCACUAAGGAGCUUUCGUGCUGAAUCACUUCGAUCACAUUGUACAGUUCAUUUUGAUUAUAUGCAAUGAUCCACUGUCAGUGUCUUCCUUGCCCUUUAAAAGUUGAUGGAAUCGCCAGCAAUUAACACAGCCUUUUCUGUACUGAGAAUUAUUUUCUCCUUUUGUUUCUAAAGUUUAUUUUUUAAAUAAAGGUUGAUUUUCCAAUG